GAGGAUGGGAGGAUGAGGUGGACUAGCUCGGUCCUACGGAUCCGACCGGCCACCGGUGUUAACUGGGUCGAUCCUUCAUCCAAGAGUUGGCUCUCUCCUAUUGGUACGCUACAUCUCGCUGGCUGGAAGAUGGUGGUUGUGCUCAUAUAGCCUUGUAAGUGGUUCGUCAUCAAUCUCCGUGGUCGUCCGCUAUGGCCCGAAGAUUCGCAGGCUGUGGUGACGGUGCUGCCGGGGACCGGACGGGCAAAUAUUAUAUUAUUGUCAGCGUCGCCAUGAAGCUGAACGGUGUAUCUGCUCCAUUCGCCUUCUCAAAGCAUGUUCUGAACCAUAUACCCUUGCCCUUCGACACAAACUUGACCGACCGCUUCGAUCUCAACCCCUGGCGGGAUUAGGAGACGCGAUAGAUAGCAGAAUCAUUGAUACAGAUACCCCUUUUUCUCCUCAAUAUGUCUGCAGAGCCAAAGUUCCCUGAAGUCCCACUGGGCACCCUGGAACAGCAUGAUCCCGAGAAGUCUCACCCAACAUCGACCAGCUCAUCGCACCACGCUGUCGACACGAUCGAGGCCAAAUCCGACAUCAGCGACUUCCCGGAGGGCGGCGCUAGAGCAUGGAUGGUAGCCGCCGGCACUGCCAGUAUCCUGUUCUGCACCCUCGGCUAUACCAACUCCUUCGGCAUAUUCCAGGCGUACUACAUGGAGAACCAGCUCCGGCACGAGACCCCUGACAGGAUUGCCUGGAUCGGCUCACUGCAGUCCUUUCUUCUGUUUGCCUCAGGGUCUGUCGGAGGCCCCUUGUUCGAUCGCUAUGGUCCCAAAGUGAUCUGGCCCGCCGCGAUCCUCUACAUCUUCGCCAUAAUGAUGACCAGCCUCUGCAAGGAAUACUGGCAGUUCAUGCUGGCCCAGGGUGUCCUGACCGGCAUCGCCAACGGCCUGCUGAUGUUCCCCUCCAUGGCUGCGACGCCGCAAUACUUCAGCAAGAAGCGCGGCGCAGCCAUGGGCAUCGCGCUCGCGGGCUCGUCGCUCGGCGGCGUCAUCUUCCCCAUCGCCCUGGCCAAGAUGCUAACCGAGUCGACGCUCGGCUUCGCCUGGUCCAUGCGCAUCUGCGGCUUCAUCAUGAUCCCCUUCCUGGCCUUUAGCUGCGUCGCCAUCCGCGCCCGGCUGCCGCCCCGCGACACCAGCUUCUUCCUCCUCUCGCCCUUCCGGAUCCCGCUCUUCAACACCCUCAUCAUCGCCGAGUUCUGCCUCAUGAUCGGCAUGUUCAGCCCGCUCAUCUUCCUGCCCUCCUUCGCCAUCCAGAUCGGCGUCGACCCGGCCCUGGCCUCGUACCUGGUCGCCAUGCUCAACGGCGCCUCCAUCUUCGGCCGCAUCCUGCCGGGCUUCCUGGCCGACCGCUUCGGCCGCCUCAACAUGCUCGCCGCCGCGGGGGCCACCACGGGCAUCCUCGUGCUCGUCUGGCCCCAGGUCACCGGCACGGCCGGCGUCGUCGCGUUCGCCGUCUUCUUCGGCUUCUGCUCCGGCGCCAUCGUGUCGGGCGGCUCCGUCGCGCUCUCCAUGUGCCCCGAGGACCCCAAGGAGACGGGCACGUAUCUCGGCCAGGGCAUGGCCUUCGCGUCGCUGGCCGCGCUGGUGGGACCCCCCGCGACGGGGGCGCUGCUGGAGAGGUACGGGGGUUACGUCCAGAUAUCCAUCUUCGGGGGCGUCCUUACGUUGGUUGGGGCGGCCCUUGCAUUUGCGUGUAAGAUGGCCACCAAGAAAGGCCUCUGGGGUAAUAUCUAGGGAGGAUCUGUGUGUGCAUCAACUACAUCAAAAAGGAGCUGGGGUAGCGUGGGAUAGAUGUUCUCGUCGUGGCAGAGGGUAAGAUAGAAUGUGCACGGCGCCCUUCUGAUUGCUUAUACACGGUAAAAAACUGGCGGUAUGUCAUAAAUAGAUUGGCUCAUGGCAACUCUUCUCUGGGCAUUUACAGGGGGGAUAGAAGGAGGUGGGAAACGAGUAAGAUCGAUAAUCAUAAUAUAGAGAAUAGUCGAUAAAAAGACACCAGCAUCUGGAUUCGAGACGCCACAGGAAAUCUGACGCUUGUCAGGGUGGGCGUGGGCGCCAACCCAAUGUAGAAGGGAUGAUACCAGUGGCAAUUUUCUGGAGUUCACAUUAUGUAGCGAGGCUGCUUGUUUCGAUCGUGGGC
This is a messenger RNA of Phialemonium atrogriseum, 2178 nucleotides long. RefSeq names its product MFS general substrate transporter. The transcript is spliced from 2 exons. NCBI's taxonomy places the organism in Eukaryota, Fungi, Ascomycota, Sordariomycetes, Cephalothecales, Cephalothecaceae. Bases 447 to 1775 code for a protein of 442 amino acids. Gene Ontology annotation, biological process: transmembrane transport. Gene Ontology annotation, cellular component: membrane. The record is from RefSeq and is a predicted model, not a curated record. Gene Ontology annotation, molecular function: transmembrane transporter activity.